Messenger RNA from Dreissena polymorpha, 8293 nucleotides. RefSeq lists its product as uncharacterized. NCBI's taxonomy places the organism in Eukaryota, Metazoa, Mollusca, Bivalvia, Myida, Dreissenidae. The record is from RefSeq and is a predicted model, not a curated record. Bases 165 to 3398 code for a protein of 1077 amino acids. The transcript has 2 exons.
AUCCCUACGUGAACGAACACGGUCUUACCUGUGUAAACACAGGUGAAUGAUAUGUAAACAUUGGGGGAAAAUAAUGGCGUGUGGCAGUUAGUCGCCGUUUUUUCACCAAGGUAAUAAAUCGUUAGUCAUGGCAAGUUUUGAAAUGCGGUAAACACCACGUCAUUAUGGCACCGAAACGCCGUCUGCCGCAGACCUUCCCGCACAAAAUAACCCUCGUGAUCUCAUUGGUCCUAUGUCUUUGUGCAUGCGCGUGCAUUGUCCUCGGCGUCAUCAGCUUGACCUACCAUCUAUGGGGAUACAAUUUUGCAACCGGAUUUUGGACCGGAGGCGUUAUUCUAUUGGCGGGAAUGUUUGGCAUAGGCUGCAGCUGCGCUAGAAAUACAUGUUCGGUAAAAACGUUCAUGAUUAUUUCAAUAUUUGGAUGCCUCGCAUCCUUGGGGAUGAUUGCAUUGUCCUGUGGAGGACUUGAUGCUUCUAGCGGCUUUUAUCAAUAUGGACAAGUAAACCAUUCGCUCACACAUACAGUUCACGCUAUCAACCUCGGUCUUGGAAUUCUGCAGUUAGCCCUGUGCGUUUUGUCCGAUGGUCUAUGCUUUUACUAUUUGUUUUACGAACAAAAUAGUGUGAUGUAUAGAGUUGGUAGCACCAGCAUGAUCGUCAAUAAAUCACGCAAAGGUAGUUCAAAACACUCUAGGGUAAAAGAUAGAUCCAGCAACGGAAGUGAAAUGCCAUUAAUGCAAGCUGUGUCCGAGAAUCGCAAAAACAGCAAAAUAAAAUCUAAGACGGAAGCUGCAGAUAGCUCCAAUAAUGUAGAUACUGACUUAAUGGUUGUAUACGCUACCAAUGAGCGUCAACCACUGACGGUCAGCUCACUUCGUCAGCAGGAAGCGGAAAUGGCCUCAGCUUCUCCAUCUAACAGGUAUUCCGGUGUCACAACGUUUGGACAUCUGUCUAUCCUCGGCCCCGAUCAGGUAUCGCUAAUUGUUCACCCAAAUGACGAUAACGCAAGUGUGGCAGACACUGUCAGGACACACACGCCGGACCCACUCCGGUACAACUCAGGCCGCACUAAUAUGCAUACCGAAAAUCACUAUGCACAGACGCUUUUAUUCGAACCGCCUUUGCCAAUCGAGGAAGACGACGAACUGCCCCCGUACGAAGCCGUAGAUUCGCGAACGUCGGGGAGUGUGGUGUCGGACAACACGCCGACUAAGUUCUCUAUAAAUAUUCAGCGCAGCAUGAGUCUGCCGUCUCGAGGUAGGAGACAAUCUGAACGACGAGAACGCACGUCUUUGAGAUCUAACAUCCCAGCCGGUAGGCGCGAAAAUUUCGCCCCGGGCAUCGCAGACACAUUCGAAGUUGCAAACAAAAAGUUGAAAAACGUUCCCGAAGUUCCUACUCUGCACGUAAGUCGGUCCGCUCAUUUGCUCCAAAAUACCACCGACUUUAACUGUGAUACGCAAGAACAUCCGGAUGGAAAUGUUAACACUCAGGGUGUUCUUCGCAGAAAGUUUGAUUAUUUAGAUAAUAAAAUUCCAGAUUUGGGAGUGACAUUAAGAAAUGCGAAGUCGCAAAGUAUGUACAACGGUAGAGAGAAGCGUUUAGACCGCAGACGCCGGGCGUUGUCAGCUGAGAUCAAAUGGAAUAAGGACGUUAUGGAUUAUCAUGGUAGUUCUAUGAGCAGUGACGUAGAACUGCGAAGUAGGACUAGCUCUAUGGGAUCCGGUUCUAGUCUGUUUGCCGACAGCCGUUUAUCGGCGACCAAGUUUUCGCUGCGAACACCGAUGCGUCACAGCGGCACACAACAGGCGAACGUCCCCGUACCUGUUAAACCCCCGCAGGCAGGUAUGUUCAAGUCGCCCCCUCCUAAACCUCCCAGGACAUUUUCUUUUAAUGAGGAUGAUCUACAGGCGAAUGAUCGAGAACAUUCAAGCCACACAGAAGUGGAACAUGUAUUUGGUUGCAUUGAAGGUCUAAAAAAUGCUAUUUACACUGUUCCCAAGGACACAACUGUAAUAGCAGUGGAACACUUUGAUAAAACUGCCAUCACUGAUUCAAAUCUGAAUUUUACUGCCUUUGAAGAACGAAGAAACGAAAACGCGCUUACAACUUCUAAUGCCGUUGCAGUGCUGGACUCUGGACCCGUAUUGCAGUGUGUACAACUUCCGAGUAAAGAAACUGUUCAACAAAAGUAUGCGUUCACUGCUAUGACUGUCCCAACAUCGCCCGUUCUUAUUCUUUCGUCAGAAAAAAACGCGAAGCAUUCACUGGAAAAGAAUAUUGAUAAAAAGAAAAUUGAAAAUGUAUCCAAGCAAUCUUCAGCAGAUAAUGAAUAUAAGUCUGCUGUUAGCGAAACAGCUGUUAUCUCGCCUUUAUCCCCCGGAACAACUAUUAAGAAAUCGAGAAAGUUGCUGUUCUCAUUCUCCAAUGACAACAACGUUAGUGUCUUCGAUCCCAGUCCGGACCAUGAUAACUUAACAAGGGAUGAGACUGAGUGUGUAUUUGAAAUAAAAGAAGAAAUAUCUGUAAUACAUCAUCAGCAGGAGCUGAUCAAUCAAACGAGAAUUCCGUCCUCGAGUGAGACUGGGGAGUUGAAACGGCUGUCGGAGAAUCAGUCUGGUGGACUGCAGAAUAUCACCAGUGACCCACAGAAGCUUAAAUCGGUCGAAAAAAACAGCCAUGACACAAAUGCCAACAUUGAAUCUUUGAGUAACCUUCGCGUUCGGCUUCCACCACUGUCUCCUUUAGAGAGGAUACUCCAACGGAAGAAUCUUAACAGUAAUAUUGAGUUUGGUGAAGACAGUUCGCGACCUAAAAUUCACAAGCCAGACGCACCGAAGGUUCUUAAUGGAGCGAGGCCAAAAUACAAACUCUCUGAAUGUAAACCUACUUCACUUCGAACAGAGCCUUCCCCUGGAAUUAAAAAGUAUGGCAAUAUUACCGCGAACUUGCCUGUAACACACAAGUCGCAAGGCACAGCACAAUUCAGAAACCGCGAAAAUCGGAACUAUGCGAUUCCAACGACAUCAAAAAAGUUUCCUACAGAUAAUUCAUAUGACCCUGUAGUGUGUUCCAUCUCGGAUUCCGGAAUGGAAACAUUGUCUGCUGGGUGUUUACCUUCGGCCAUAUUGCGUUCUCAAGCUGCAGAAGCGCCGCGAGUUGUUUCGCCAAUCCCAAACGUAUCGUUCAGUCCACAGGAUGUGAUUCGGCCCAGCGACAGCGUGGAUUCUCAAAACGUCCAGGGCGUGCUUCGUCUGCCGCAGUCGCAGCACGCGCGUCUUCUGUCGAAUCAGGAGCAUCCCGUUGCGCAUGCGCAAGACGUGGGAGACAAUAUCAAUGCAAACGGUGCUGUAAAUGUGCAACAUAACGACCGCCCUUUGUUUUCAACAAUUCUGUAGUGCUUUUUACUGGCAUUUACAAGUUUUAUUAUAUUUUAAUGCAAAAAAUACUUGUUCUGUUGAAUUUUAGUGCUAUAUAAUAGUAAUGGUAUGUUGUCAAUCUUAUUUAUAAGAAUAUGCCUGCAAUAUGCCUUAAGGUUCAUGGGGGGGGGGAUAAAAUUCAUUAAAACUUCGCUUUGGAUUUUCUUCAUUCAAUGUGGUACAAUAUGGUCAAACUAUAUAACAUUUUAAAGCUUAAGACGGAUAGAAUAACAUAAACACAUUUUUGACAUUCAAUAUUGGUGUGCUUUAUUCAUAUUUUGGUUUAAAACCAAUACAUUUUUACACUAAUUUACAAAAUCUCAAUCUAAAGUUAGGAAGAAUAUGCACUACCUUAAGUUGAAUAAAUACAAAGCUAUAUACAUAUACAAGGUCAAGUAAGCAACAUUUCACAGAAAAUUAUUGUCAUAAAACAACAAAUGAGUUUUUAUUCAACUGCCUUUUUGGGAUAAAUUUCCAAAACAAAGUUCUAAAAAUAACUAAAACGUAACUACUUUUUAAAAAUCCAGGUAUGGUGGAUAAUAGGAGUCACAAUUCUAUUUCAAAGGCUUAACAAUUUUGUUAUUUACCUCUCAAACAAAUUGCAAAUUUUUAAACCAUCUCAAAUUGAAAUAGAUUGCAGACGACAUUUAAAAUUGUAAAGGAAUAUAAAGAAAUUGGCAAACCGAUUGAUUUUAUAUUUCGAUUCCUUCUACCCAUUUUGAAAGCGUGGCCAUCGCUGUGCUCCGUAGAAAAACGUGCGAAACAAAUCGGUCGAAACCACGUGCAGUGGUUAGAAAACCGGGUAUGUGUAUACACAUACCUGAGAAAACACAUAACUUAUUUUGACAGUUGGGUGGCAACUAGUAAAACAACUAUUAACAUUAAUCAGCAAGAGAUCGCACUUAAUAACAGAAAUGACCACGUAGAGAUAUCAUCACUUACACUAUUUCAAAUUUUUUCCAGCUGAAAAUUGUCCCCCAAACGUCUUUUUUAGUUUAUUUGUAUUGUUUUUCUGGAGCCGAAGUGCAUCUCACAGAAUAUCCAUCCAACUUCCGUUGUUUUCACUUUCGUUAUUAAAAACUCCGUUUAAAAGAAUUAUUUCUACUUUUAGAUUGUUCAAGCGAUGUAUUAUUAUAUAUUAUCAUUAUAAUAGUAUACCGUGAUGAAUUGAACGGAGUUACGUAUCGAUCUUUCUGUAAGUCUGUAAGCGUACUAUUUUAUGCGCAUUUAUAUAAGUAAUGUGAUUCGACAACGAUUGUAAACAUUGGUGAAAUGCUUCUUACAUAGUUAUUCUUUUGAGUGUUUAUGAGGUCUGAUCGUGCAGUUUGCAAACAUCAACGGAAAGAUUACAAUCCAAUGCAUUUGUCAUCGUCAACCGUUUGGAAUGUCAAUUAGGCGAUGAGUGAGUUUUUAGCAUGUUUCUUUCUAUUUUAUUAAUUUAAAAAUGGCUGCCCCCAUGGCGAUGAAAUGACAUGUGUUCGAGUUUUGAUAUUUCUAGAUAUGUAAACCUUUUUUACUAUUGAAGCGUAACUUGCCCUCGUCAAUGUCGUUAUGUCGUUAUUAAUCACUAGUUAUAUAUUUUUCCGCCAAAAUACGUGGAAUAAACAUGAUUCAGAUUUUUGAAAAUAAUGUAUAUUUUAUUGUUAAAAUCGCUUUGUAUUUUGAUUGAUUUUGUGGAUGUUAUGAUACGUUGAUGUACAAAAUUGGUAGCAGUUUGAAGGAAAAACAUCCUUUAAAGCAUAUAUGUAUACAUUUUCAAUGUGGCAUUCUUCCUUUAGUCAAAUUUGAGUUCAAUGCUAGGGGUCCCACAUUUUUCAAAUUGAAGCCUCUACAUGAACCUUAAAUAAAAUGCACUCACCUUAGUUUUAGAGAAAUAUAUAUCUUAGUUUUAGAGAAAUAUAUAUAUAUAUAUAUAUAUAUAUAUAUAUAUAUAUAUAUAUAUAUAUAUAUAUAUAUAUAUAUAUAUAUAUAUAUAUAUAUAUAUAUAUAUAUAUAUAUAUAUCUGCCUGUUUCUUUGUACCGGACAAGAUUUCAUAUCCACCAGCCCAAGAAAACUAAAUAUAUCGCAUCUUUGUCAUUACUUGGCUAUGACAUGGUCAUACCUGAAUUCAGGAUCAAGUGUCGAUGCCAUUUUCUACACGUGAAGCGCUUCUACUAAUGAAUGCAUGCAGAUCUUGUUUAUUUAGCAAAGUCAUGUAACCUAUGACGCAGACAAUAUUGUUGCAUUGCACAGGAUUCUAAGCUAGAGAUCUAAUUAUGUUAUAGUAUCGUUUUUUUAUUAUACCCCCACAAACGAAGUUUAGGGGGUAUAUAGGAGUGAACUUGUCCGUCGGUGGGUCGGUCUGUCUGUCGGUCCGUAUUAAGUGUUCGCUCUCUAAUUCAAGUAGUUGUCAUCCGAUCUUCACCAAACUUGGUCAGAAGUUGUAUCUACAUGAUGUCUAGGCCAAGUUCGAACAUGGGCCUUGCCGGGUCAAUAACUAGGUCACGGGGUCACUUAGUGCGUUUUAAACAUUCAGCAUGUUGUCCGCUCUCUAAUUCAAGUAGUUUUCAUCCGAUCUUUACCAAACUUGGUCAGAAGUUGUAUAUAGAUAAUCGUAAGGACAAGUUCGAACAUGGGCCUUGCCGGGUCAAAAACUAGGUCACGGGGUCGCUUAGUGCGUUUCUUAACAUUCAAUAUGGUGUCCACGCUCUUAUUCAAGUAGUUUUCAUCCGAUCUUUACCAAACUUGGUCAGAAUUUGUAUCUACAUGAUGUCUAGGCCAAGUUUGAACAUGGGCCUUGCCGGGUCAAAAACUUGGUCACGGGGUCACUUAGUGCGUUUUAAACAUUCAGCAUGUUGUCCGCUCUCUAAUUAAAGUAGUUUUCAUCCGAUCUUCACCAAACUUGGUCAGAAGUUGUAUCUAGAUGCUCUUAAGGUCAAGUUCGAACAUGGGCAUUGCCGGGUCAAAAACUAGGUCACGGGGUCACUUAGUGCGUUUUUUAACAUUCAGCAUGGUGUCCUCUCUCUUAUUCAAGUAGUUUUCAUCCGAUCUUCACCUAACUUGGUCAGAAGUUUUAUCUAGAUGAUCUGAAGGCCAAGUUCGAACAUGGGCCAUGCCAGAUCAAAAACUAGGUCACAGGGUCACUUAGUACGUUUUACACAUUGAGCAUGGUGUCCGCUCUCUAUUUCAAGUAGUUUAAAUCCUAUCUUCACCACACUUGGUCAGAAGUUGUAACUAGAUGAUGUGUAGGUCAAGUUCGAACAUGGGCCAUGCCGGGUCAAAAACUAGGUCACGGGGUCACUUAGUGUGUUUUAAACCUCACCAUGUUGUCCGCUCUCUAAUUCAAGUAGUUCUUAUCCAAUCUUCACCAAAAUUGGUCAGAAGUUGUAUCUUGAUAAUGUCUAGGGCAUGUUUGAAUAUGGGUCAUGCCGGGUCAAAAACAAGGUCACGGGGUCACUUAGUGCGUUUUAAACAUCACAAUGUUGUCCGCUCUCUAAUUCAAGUAGUUUUCUUCCAAUCUUCACCAAACUUGGUCAGAAGUUGUAUCUAGAUGAUGUCUAGGUCAAGUUUGAAUAUGGGUCAUGCCGGGUCAAAAAUUAGGUCACGGGGUAUCUUAGUGCGUUUUAAACCUCACCAUGUUGCCCACUCUCUAAUUAAAGUAGUUUUCAUCCAAUCCUCACCAAACUUGGUCACAAGUUUUAUCUAAAUGAUCUCUAUGACACUUUUGAACAUGGGCCCUUCCGGGCCUAAAACUAUGUCACGUAGUGCGUGUUUUAACAUUCAGCAUGGUGUCCGCUCUCUAAUUCAAGUAGUUAACAACCGAUCUUCACCAAACUUGGUCAGAAGUUUUAUGGAGAUGAUCUUAAGGCCAAGUUAGAACAUGGACCUUUCUGGGUCAAAAACUAGGUCAAUGGGUCACUUAGUGCGUUUUAAAAAUUGAGCAUGGUGUCCGCUGUUUUUGUGAAGACGACAUGCAAAAUAUUAUGUGUCAAUGCGGCAUGUGGGGUAUUCGUCACGUCUGUGACAAAGCUCUAGUUUUUAAUUUAUUUAUUGAUGGUUUUUUUGUUUGUUUUUUACUAUAGGAAUAAGGUAUGGAUAUACUCGUUUAAAAUAUAUGAGAUUAAAACUGCGUUUGUAAUAUUUGCGUUUUCUGUUUCUGUGUCAUAUUAUUUGUAAAAGUCCGACUUCUUUUAUGUAAAUGGAAAUAAUUCGUAACUCAAGAACAAUAUGCAAAAAAAUUAUUAUUAUAAAUGGAAUAUUCACAUGUACAACGCUGAUUCAUUUCACUUCUAUUAAUACUUAUAGACCCAUGUGAACUAUUUUAAUGCUUGCUUUUAUUAUUAGCUUUGCAUGUAUGUGUUAAAGAAUCGCGUCAAUACAUGUGACAUUGGUCAACAUGUAACUUAAUGUAUUUCAGAGACCAAUGAAAUAAAUAUGUAUAGAAAACUUUUGUAUUUGACUUAGGCUUUGUUAAAUGUUAUUGUUACGUUAUGUUUAUAGCUGUUGUUUUUAGCUAAAGCGCUGGGGAGUAUGCUACUUCCAUUUUAUGUUUAGUAAUACGAAAAUAUUUUUAUAAACGAAGUGCUUUCGAAAGCAGUGUGAUUGAAUAAUACGACAAAGCAACUAUUAAACUGUUAAUGUGUGUCACAAUUACUGAACAAGUAUUACAACCAUUAUUAUGGAACACUGUUUUCCAAUGCAGCUGUUAAUUACUUUUGUAAUAGAGAUCUGCUAUGAUUGUUAUUGAAUUGUGUUAGCCGAUAUCGUUAUUAUUGAAGUUUGUUAUCCAAUAUCUUUCUUAUUGAAUUUUGUUACGCGAUAUCUUUAUUCUUGGACUAUGUUAUGCAAUGUCGAUAUUGUUGACUUUGAUAGCCGAUAAAUCGUUGUAAUGGAA